GAGAACCUUUUUCUACCCACUCUCGACCGACCCAUCAAUUGCACGAGAUCCAAUUCCGGAAUUCGUCAUUGCUGACAUCCCGUCUGGACCCGAGAGGACUGACCUCACAAUCCGGGCGAAGAACCCUGUCACGGAGUGGUUCGAGGUUGGCAGCACUCACCGGAAUUACUUGGCUGCAAUGCACGAUGCUUGUGAGCUGAACGCGCAGCGAACAAUGUGCCUCCCUGUCCCAGAGAAGCACCCGGACUACCAGGCACUCUUUGGCCGGAUGUGGUUGAGCAUUGUCACUGAGUGGGUUCCUGACUGCUGCUAUGCCACCGUUGCAAACGGCGAUGGCACUUACAGCCAGCGCUCCUCGAGAGCUUUCGAGUGUUUUCUUGUGGGCUUGCCGUUCCUGAAGGUCUGUGGGGCCAGCAAUGCCGACGUGUUUGAGCCUGCCUUGGCAAUUCAUGCGGUCCUGCCCGUCAUUUCCAAAGUUGAUGAGACGAUCAGCUUCGAGCAGCCUGGCCACCUCGUGAUUGAUUACUGGGACUCUGACAUUCCAUGCUGUCCUGAGCUGUGGACACGACAACUGAUUGAGAAAGACAAGUUCUACUCCAUCAAGGUUGAGUGGAAGGAGAUGCAGGGCAACGCUCAGUUGCGGCUGAUGUGGGGCAUCACGGGCAAACGGAAGCAGAUAAUUCCAGGUGCGAACCUUUGGCGAGGCGCCCCACUGGAAACUGCGCCCUUUCGAAUUGUGGUGCAUCCUGGGCCGCCAAGUGUCCUGACCAGCGGCCUCCUGGAGCCUCUUCAUCACCUGCGCACUGGGGCGCUCGACACGCUCAGCAACACAGUCAAUUCAACGGAUGUCCAGUUCGAAGCGUUGUUCUAUCCGCCAAGCUACACCAAUGCAACGGAUGUCGUGCUCCUCGAGCCUGGUAAUUACACCUUGGAGUUAUCUCUGAAGGGCUUUCUUGAGCAAUCUGGAGCAAUCCUUGCCAUGAUUGAGGCAUCCAGUCCCAUCCGCUUCGUGGCUGUGCAGGUUGAGAACCGUGGCCUUUGCUCGGAGUUGUCUUUGCUGCAGUCUCCAGACACAAACUGCCGCAAGCGAAAGCACACGAAACGAGAAGACAUGUGGCACGACUGGAUCUAUUAUCCGUGCCGGGAGGACGAUGUCCUUCCACAAAUGUGCACAGUCGCUCGAACCCUGGAGUUCUGCGAGUGUGGGGCCCGGUUCCGUGGAGUUCACUGCGGGAGCCGUGUGGAGACGAACUUCACACUGCAGCUUCGAGAUGCAUUCGGCCACUACACCACAGCAACGUCGAUCACGAAGCUCGACUUCGGGAGUUACCUGAUCUCUUACACCGGUCUAAGAGCCGGCGUCAACUUGCUGACUGUCAAGGUCAAUGGUCUCCUCAUCAGGGGCCACGAGGAGCAGAUCAUCUACGAUCCGCCAGUUCAAGGUCAGAACAGUUUCCAGGAAGCUGAGGCAUCCGCCUCUGAAGGGAGGUUCGGCAGAGGGUUUCAACAUCGCGCCAUCAGGCUUCCAGCGGAGUGCACCACCGGCGUGACUUGUGGCGUUGUGUUCCACUUGCGCGACACCUAUGGCAACCGCAUGCUUGAUGAUUAUCAUAGCCAGUUGGCGUUGCGUCUGUUGCAUGAAGAUUGCGUGGUUUCGGAUAGCAGUGCUUGUGAUAUGUGUUGGCAGGGGCAUUGCUUUCAACUCUUUGGCGAGAUGCAUGCAGCUGGGCUGUAUAGCAUGUCAUGUGGCAACUUCGUGCUCAGAAUCUCUGAUCCAGCCAAGCUGACGGUGACUGGAAGGCUUCUGAUCAACGGCCAGGAUGCCUCCUACGCGCUUUGGGCAGUGCUCCUGGAAGACUUGGGUGUCUACAGCUUGGAGGGUGUGCCUCGGCACAAGACGGACAUCAACGCCACCACGUCUACCAUGGAGGGUCCAGGGCGCCUUCUUGAGGGUAAUGUAGUUGGUACGCCGGUGCCCAUUCUGGUCCAGUUGAAGGACCAAUAUGGAAACAACCGCAUCGUUACAGGCUCAGAUUUUACCCAGCGUCGCAACGGCAUUGUGGCCUCGCUUCUUGGCAAAUGA
Messenger RNA from Symbiodinium pilosum, 2083 nucleotides. The record is from the annotation of a GenBank genome assembly. Lineage: Eukaryota; Dinophyceae; Suessiales; Symbiodiniaceae.